UUCAGCCGUGACACUGAGGGAGGUCGCCGGCGUCCGCUACUUGGGCGCAGUGGCGGUGCAGGGUGGGAGCUUCGGAUCCACCACUGCGACCAGUGCACCACCACCAGGAUGAAGAAGCAAGAUUUGGCAGCUGCGGGCAAAAGGAAGCUAGAAGAGUUCAGGAAGAAGAAGGAUAAGUCAGCACAUGCCGCUGCACCAGUCCAGGAGGAUGAGAAUGGAGCCACAGACGAGGAGGCCAGACCAGAUCCAAACAUUUGGAGAAGAGCCCUUGAGAAUGAGAUCAACACUUUGCGAUCCGAAACUGGGCGCUUGCAAGCUGAGCUCCUCCGAGAGCAGACAGAGAAGGCUCUUCUGCAGACUCAGGUUCAGCAAGUUGAGAAGAAUACUGGCUCAAUAAAGAGCCAGCUUGAACGAGUGGAGAGAGAGAGACGGAAGGCGGAGGAGCUCGCUUCCUCCUUGAGGAGAAACAUCGAGACAAUCACUGGGGAGAGAAACGCAGCCAUUGCUGCCAAAGAAGAUUUUGCAGCGCAGCUGCGGGUGGCCCGACGCCGGCUUCAGGAAGCAGAGGAGGAGCAAUACCGCGCAGAGGAGGACACCGCCGCUCUGCGUGCUGAAGUGGAGCGGCUGGAGGCCCUAUCACACGGCCAUGUGCGGCGACCCAGCCAGGAGAUUCCGCUUGCGGAGAACGAGUUGGACAAAGCAAGAGCAGAGCUGCAGAUGACGCUUACUGAGCUCCAAAGCUCCCAGCAGAGCGUCGCAGUUGAGAGGCAGAGGCAAGCGGUUCUCUCCUCUCGACUCGCCGAAGUUACUUCGGAAAAGGACGAGUUAGAGCAUGUCCUUACCCAGACUAGGGACAAGCUGCAGGAGCUUCGGCAGCAGCUCGGAGCCAGCCAGGCUCGGGCCACAGCAGCUGAGGAAGCGACAGCGGAAGCAAGGCUAGAAGCGGCCGAAGCAAGGCGAGAAGCGGAGUCAAAAGCCGAGUUUCUUGCCCCACGAACCCCCGAGAGCAGGAGCACGACCGACGAUGCGGAGCGCGCUGAGUUGGAGUUGGCGGCUGCUCGGUUCGUGGACGAGAAGCGCAAGCUGGAAGGGCGGUGCAAGGAGCUGGCCAUGAUGGUGGAGCGGCAGGAGAAGGGCCGCCAAAAGCUCCUCACCGAGAUCGACUCGCAGUCGCUCGAGAUAGAACGCUUGUUCGGAGAGAACGCCGGCCUACACGCAGGCCUGAACGAGUAUACUGCGAUUGCGGCACGCUGGGAGCAGCAGGUGCAUGAGUUGCUCGGCCAGAACCAGGAGCUGCGGGCAGCUCUGCGGCAGCUUCGAGAAGAGCAGCGGGUGGCAGAAGAAGCGAGGAGCACGGCCGAGGACGUCAAAGUGCAGGACAGUCCGGGUCAGGCAGGCAUGGUGCCAGCUUCGGACCUGGAAGAAGCCAGGGCGCGGGAGGCGAAGCUUAAGAAGCAGUUGGCUCAGGCCCUGGCCAAGGCCGAAGAGUUAGCAGAGCAGUGCGAGCGCUUGUCGGCGGACUACAACCAAGUAACGCACGCCAUGGCGAACCUGAGUCGCGCAUAUCAACCGUUGCUUUCCGGCAUAGAGAGCAAACUUUUGCAGCUGAGAUAAGAAGUCGUUUGAUUGUUACGAAAAGACAGUCGUGCAGAUUGACCGUCAAUGACCGAGAUCAAGCUAUUCUGCUUUUUAUUACCUAGUUCGAGGAGCCAAUUCUGCCCUACCCGAUGCCUUGACCUUUGCAAGCAACUGCAAGGAUGGCCUAUCUCCGUAACGCCAUAGCCAGCGUGGCCGUAGGCUUCUCAUGGCAAUGUUAACAGCUGAUAACGCUCAGAACCCGCUCAUUGAUGUGAUGAGCUACUGGCGAGUGACUGGGGUUUUGAACGAUCUUAGACAUUCAGACAGUCUUCAGGACCAAUAAGCCACUACGAAUGAUUGCUUGCAGCCGUGUUUUAUAGGGCUAGCGGAUGGUGUUUGUUAAAGAUCGGAGACACAUUGCCCGGGGGCCUUCAAUAUCCUCCCAUAUCAAAUAUAUACGUCGUAG
Klebsormidium nitens is the source of this 2044-nucleotide messenger RNA. The record is from the annotation of a GenBank genome assembly. NCBI's taxonomy places the organism in Eukaryota, Viridiplantae, Streptophyta, Klebsormidiophyceae, Klebsormidiales, Klebsormidiaceae.